Molecule: messenger RNA, 3678 nt
Organism: Oreochromis niloticus (Nile tilapia)
Lineage: Eukaryota; Metazoa; Chordata; Actinopteri; Cichliformes; Cichlidae
Gene: fam193b
Product: family with sequence similarity 193 member B
Exons: 10
Coding region: 157-3060 (967 amino acids)
Cellular component (GO): nucleus; cytoplasm
Source: RefSeq, a predicted model, not a curated record
GAACUCCUGAGUGUGCGAGUCCUCCGCCAUAUUGACUGUUGUCUUGACUGGAGGAGAUAGAGAACAUUUUGAGGUCCGAGAAGAAACGAAAGUGUGCUCUUAAAAUCACCGAAACUGGUGCAAACUUGGUCAAAGCGUACUAUAAACAACGUCGUAAUGGCAAGGAAGAAAAGCAAGCAGCAAGGGGUCGCCCAGAAGGAGCUUGUGCCUGGACAGCAGAGCGCACCGAAGAGCCCUGUCUCUCCCGGCGAUGCAGCUGGCGGUGGCGGCGGAGAUGCUGGGCUGGAUAGGCUGCCCACUACCAAGGCGAACCAGCCUAUGCACACCUGCUGUCUCCUGUGCCAUCGCGAAUUUAAGGACUGGGGAGCGAGUUCUGUGAACGGGCUUCCCGGGGGCCAUGGAACGAAGCUGGCCAACGCCGUGCCUGCGCUCUCCCAAGCUUUAUUGCGGGAGGCUCCAGGGCGUAAGCUCGCUGAUGCUGUGCCCUCACUAUCUCAGUCCCUGCUGGGAGAGGUGCCUCUGUGGAUCUGUCAGAGCUGCUGCAGGAGUGUGGAAGAGGAGGAGAAGCGGAGCAUGCAGGAGCAGCCAACACCGGUACCGUUGUCACACUCUUCCUCCUGUAAGUCCCAGAGCUGUGGGAACGGUUACCCAGAGCAAAGUACUGUGGACUGGGACCCGAGUUCUUUCCUGUCGGCUCACAAACUGUCGGGUCUCUGGAACUCUGCCCACACCAACGGAGGGGAACACUGCAACCACAGCACUUCUUCACACUCACAACAAGGUAUAACAGGAGUUUCAACCUGUCAUGAGAAAAGAGGACUUAAUGAAGCGCCCGGGAAAUCGGCUAAAACGUCAGGGAACAAAGUAUGUCCCUACAGUCACCCAUCAACCCAGAAUUCCAGUGGAUCCUCUGCUGGGAACGCACUCUCUACCUCAGCAGACCUUUGUAAGACCACUCCCAAGCACUUCAAGACCAUGUGCCGUCGACCAACGCCACCAGGUGAAGCCUUCCACCCCAGUGACCACCAUCAACAUACAGACUUAUCGGUACCCCCCAACAGUCCCACCGGCCUGUCUUCCCAGCAUUCCUCUCUCCUACCCGCAAAGCCGAACUCUGGGCAGCACGGCCACGUGACCUCCUCCUGUGGCACUGGCGUCGCAGCGCACGCACCCUUCUCCCCUCUGGUACCAAACCUCCACGGCCCCGCAGCCAAAAUCAAUUCUCCGAGUCCAGAUAGCCCAACAUCUGUCCAUAAACCCAGCCCGUGCAAAAACUCCCACAUUCCCGCUGUGAACGCACAACACAGCAAACUGGGCACGUCUGUCGUGGGUUGUAACCACUCCUGUAAUGGGCACAAUCCGGGAACAGUAGCCACCUCCAAUGUAGGUCAUGUAACACCUGGGGCAUGCAGGGAUCAAGCAUGUAAGGGGCACAAGGUGACUAAUGGGACGUUAUGCCACCCUUCGUCUGAGCUGGAGGAGGGUGAGGAUGAAGACAGCAGCUCUGAGAGGAGCUCCUGUGCCUCUUCUUCCACAAAUCAGAAAGACGGGAAAUACUGCGACUGCUGCUACUGCGAGUUCUUUGGACACAAUGCGCCUCCAGCUGCACCGACCAGCCGAAACUACGCCGAGAUCCGAGAGAAGCUUCGCUCACGACUGACACGGCGUAAAGAGGAGCAGCGCCAAGAUUCAGAACUGACAGUGGCUGGUGCCAUCGACAACCGGGACGUGGACGAGCUGCUAGACUUUAUAAACAGUUCUGAGCCCAAACCUGUCAACAGUGCCAAGGCUGCCAAAAGGGCUCGACACAAACAAAAGAAAAAGGAAAAAGCUCAGCAGGGCAACACGGGCGCUGCAGGCAGUGACCCCCACUCCAAUCCAUCUGAGCCUGUCGACGAGCCCAUCCCUGAUGGUUCUGAAGCCAGUCGAUUGCUAGACUGGCCUCAGCUGGAACUUGAACGCGUUAAUAGUUUUCUCACAAGUCGGCUAGAAGAGAUUAAAAACACCAUCAAAGACUCAAUCCGGGCAUCGUUUAGUAUGUACGACCUCAAUCUGGAUGUCAAUGACUUCCCAAAGAAAGCAGCCACGUUGGAGGGAAACCAUUUACUGUCCCAUCUGAAUGGUUCCUCUGACUUGCAGCAGAUAGACCUUGACCUUUCCCCUCUUUCGCUGGGAAACUUUAAAAGCCACCUGGACCUGGUUAACGGAUGGGAGGAUACAAACAUUGUCUCAUCUUCUAAUAGCACCACCAGCACCACCACUGCAUCAGGGGUCAGUGCAACUACAAAGGACAUCCAGCGGUUGCACAGUACCCCCAGUCUCUCUAAGCUCAUAAGAGUUCGCUCACCAGAAAGAUGCACUUCCACUGGAUCUGACAAUUUACCACAGGUGCCAGCUCAAGCGACAGCUAAAUCAAAAGAGGACGCCUCUGAUCUUAAGAACACAACUGUUGGGAGCAAUGGUGCAAAGUCGAAGAAGAAUAAAAAGCAGAGACAGGAGCAGUCUGCGACGGAGCAAAAUUCCAGCAAACCAACCAAAGCCGCCUCUGGUAACGAAGCACAGAAAACCAAUGAGUCUAAAGAAAUGGCAUCUAGUGGCUCAAAGUCUGGAAGCAAACAGCCCCAGCUCAUCGCAGACCACCAGAAAAAUGGGCCUAAGAAAUCAGAAGAGAGCAGACCAUCCAAACAUGCAACAAAUGGAGCAAAUGGUGGCCCCUUGAGUGCACAAAGGGGGAAAAGCGACCCAGAGACACGAGGAAGCCGGUCUGAGCAGGAUUCAGAGAGCAAAACACAACCCGCUAUUCCAGCGAAUGGACAACAACAGCAACAGUCCAAGGGGAAAAAUAAGAAGAGCAAGAACAAGGGUGAAAAAUCCAACAGUGCAAUUGAUGAUGUAUUUCUCCCUAAAGAUGUGGAUCCAACAGAAAUGGAUGAGAUCGAUCGGGAAGUGGAAUAUUUCAAACGGUUUUGCCUGGAUUCUGCAAAGCAAACUCGCCAGAAGGUCGCAGUGAAUUGGUCCAACUUUAGCCUCAAAAAGGUUUCUUCCAAUGCAGCUCAAUAACUUGAACGAGUGCCAGAAAAAAACUUCACACCACAAACUCUUUCAGUAGAGCCCUAUUUGGCCCAAGGCCAUCUCUCAUUCCCAGUUUUCUUCUCUUCCAUACUAAGCCAAGGGACCCUGGUUCAAAAUCAUACUCUCCAUUCAGAAGACUGAAACUUGUGGCUAACAAAGCCAGGGAUCAUACUCAAAGCCAACUCUACCCUCUGCUACUAUUUGCAAUGUUCACUAAGUAAGAGAUGCAAAAGUGGAAAAAAAAAAGUCUGUUGAAUCAACUGCAUCUAUGUGCUUAAGUAUGUAGUAUGUAAUCAGUUACCUUACAUGAAAUAAAUGUUUUUAUCACAAAUCUGAGACAUUUUAACGUCGUUAAACGUCUGAAUUCCAGUUGAUUGAAUUUGGUGCUCAUCCAUUACGUCCUAUAUUUCUAUUUUCCAAUCCACUCCACCAGUCGAAAUAGACACUGUCUUAUAAACACUCUUACCAGUCUUCUCUUCUUGGAGCAGAGAAGACAGUUGCAUUAUAUUACUUGCAGAGAAGCCGCAGUACCUCUGCUGGUUGCUCACGGUUUUGAAUUAGAAUAAUGUUUAAUGUCAAUUUUAAAGAAAAUCAAUAACCGAAAAA